Molecule: messenger RNA, 7241 nt
Organism: Pieris brassicae (large cabbage white)
Lineage: Eukaryota; Metazoa; Arthropoda; Insecta; Lepidoptera; Pieridae
Exons: 6
Coding region: 96-2507 (803 amino acids)
Source: RefSeq, a predicted model, not a curated record
CAUGUUGUGAGUCUGUGCUAUUGGAGCGUUUUAAUACAAUUAAUACUUUUUUCGCUAUUUGAAGAAUCAUCAGCUGACUACCGGUUUAGGUACAAAUGUCUUUACCAGUUUAUAACACUCAAAUGCUGGUUCAGCGAGACGACGUGCCAGCCUUAGUAAUCAAUCCGAACAACCCACCACCAUGGCUACAAAACAGCACAGCGCAAAUCGUCUAUGUGCAAAACUACGUACAACCAUAUAUGCCCGUAGAUCAGAACGUAUAUUUACAGCAGUACGUCCAAAACCCCAUGUAUGUGAACGUGGACCCACGAUUUAUCGUAGAAUCGAACCAGAUUUAUCAAAACCCACCGAUGACCCAAGAUAAGACCAAUUUCAUGCAAAUCCGUCCGAUGCGACCGACACGCAGCGUGCGACCUAGAGCAUACCGGCAGAUUCAGCCUAGAGUAAGAUACCCUAACAUCCAGAGAGUACAGACCAUGCAAAUGAACGAAAUGAACGGUAUUUCUAACGUUAGAUCAAUGAAUUUGAUGAAUGGAGUUAGUUCUGGAAAUGUUAGAGGAAUUAAUGAUGUAAGCAUGGCAGGGGACAAUUUCAACCCAAAUAUUAAUCGAACAAUGACAAAUGCCAUAAAUGGAGCAAUGGCAAGCGACAAUUUAAAUCUAAAUAACAAUAGAGUAACUAUGGGGAACGUUGCCAUAAACGGAGCAAUGACAAGCGAUAAUAUAAACGUAAAUAUGCAUAGAGUAACUAUGGGGAAUGUUGCUAUAAAUGGAGCAAUGGCAAGCGACAAUUUAAAACUAAAUACCAAUAGAGUAACUAUGGGAAAUGUUGCAAUAAACGGAACAAUGACAAGCGAAAACUUAAACCUAAAUAUGCACAGAGGAGGUAUGGCGAAUGUUGCCAUAAAUGGAGCAAUAUCAACGAAUGUAAACAUAAACGGACCAAGCACUUUUAAUAACACCAGUAAUGCUAUAAAUGGGGUUAAUUAUAAUAGUUUAAACGCAAAUGAAAAUACCAUUACGACGAAUGUUAUAGGAGCAAUGAAUGCAACUCCCAUAAAUGGACAAAUGAAUGAGUCAAAUCGAGUGUCUCAAGUACCAAAUAUAACUCAAAUAUCUAUAAAUACAUUCAAAGCAAUGUCUAACGCAGCAAGCAAUUGUGAUAUAGGCCCUAAUACAUUACACCGUAUGACAGAUAAUGGCGUAGUAAUAUCAAACGUCGCCCCAAAUUCCAAUCUUUAUUUGCCUAGUAAUGGGGUUAAUUGUAUAAACACCCCUGUUAUGUCUAAUGUAAGUGGGACUAUAACCAAUGUUGGCAGAAAUGAUACACCAAAUUUGACAGCCUUUAAUCCAACUGUUAAAAAUGUGCCAAGUUUAAUAAGUGUUAACACAAAUGUUGCGAAUGGAGCAAUUAAUAUUGCUAAAAGUGUAUCAUUACGUAAUGUCACUGUUAAUAACGCAGUAUCUACAGUUGCCAAAAUCCCAAAUUCCAUCAAAACUAUUGUUCCAAAUUCUGUAAAUGUAAUAAAUGGACCUAAUAUUGGUCUAAAUUCUGUUAAUACCAUAAAUAGGGCUGAUAUUGGUGCAAAUUCUGUAAACGUCACAAAAGGACCUGCAUCGAAUGGAUUGGCUCGUGUACCAGUAGCUGCAAAUGUAAAUAUCGUUGGUCCUACUAAAUCAACCACGACCAAAGUAAAACUUGAAAGGAAUAAUCCAAAAAUUGGACACAAUAAAAUUCUAAAUGCUAAUCUAGAUAAUCCAAAUAAUGUCGAAGAUAAACCAACUCAGACUGAAUCCAAAGAUAAUACACGUAACGAAGAUCGAAAGCGUAAAAGUGAAUCUCCUGAUGAAAUUAAAAGUAAAUUGCUCGUACUAGAUAUCAAUGAAGAUAAAUUACAACGGAAAACUGUGUUUACACAAGCAAGAGGAAGAAUUUUGAAUGUCGACACGAAAGAAAAUAUUCCAAUUGACGAAGAUAUUAAGAAAAUUAAUAAGGCGUUUAAUAAAGAUGUUAAUGAUAAAGACUAUGUCCUGACACAUGUUUUGGAUGGUUUCGUUAUACAAGAGUCCAAUGUGGCAUUUCCGAUUCGAAAACCGAUCGUUGAAAAAACAAUUCGUCUCAACUCAGAUGCCCUCAAAGAUUUGGAAGAUGAGAUACCGUCGGUUGCAAUUGUAAAGGGGACAAACAUUCAGGCAGAUGAAGAGAAAUUGAAUGAGAAAGAAUCAUUAAAUGAGAAACAAGUGAAGAUAAACAAAACGGAAUGUUUGAUUAGUGAUGGAAACCCAUUCAGUCGCCUAACACCAGCUGCCAUAAAAAAUUGGACGAUGGAACAACUGACAGACCACUUGUCACGCAGUGGUUGGGAAAGGACUUCGUCAUCAUUCUACGAGCACGAAAUCGACGGCGAAUCACUCCUGCUAGUUUCAAAAUCACAGCUGCUAGUUAUAGGCGUUAAAGAAGAGCAGGCUGAUGUAAUAAUCGCAUUUGUUAACAGUGGUAAAAGUUAAAGGGUUCUGUUACGCGGAAUUUGAUCUUCAAAAAAAAGAUUACAAUGGUUUCCACAUAAGCAUAUUAACUUAGAUUAUAAUUCACAGUAAAUAGAAUAAAAUCAGAGCACGUCUGCUUGAAUUAGAGUCAGGAGAAGGACUGGCUUGAUGGGAAUGUAAGGUUGUUGAUGCAUUAGAAGAAAUGAUGACGAGGAUAUAGCACAGGAUAUGUCAGCAAUAUAGGAUGCAUCGAGGAGUUGUAACCCCCCGACCAAGAGUAAACUUAUACCCUGAAGGGGAUAGUUUAUUCCAUAAGGGUGACAGAGCCUUUCGUAGGCGCACCUGGUUCUUAAGGUAAACGUAGACCUUUAGGAUCUAAUAAUGUUUUCGGUUGCCUUUUCCCUGCAUAAAUUGGGUCCAUGAUGAAGAAAUUUUAUAUAUUCAGGAUAAGUUACAUCAGGUGGUUGUUCAUAGACGGAGUCAGGAUAUAAGCCUUAUGGCCGAAGAGGAGUUCAUAGGGAGUAAAGUUUGUGGAUGCGUGGACAAACGUGUUAUAUAAUAGCAUGGCAGUAAAAACAUAUUUAUGCCAAUUUGUGUGAUUGUCAUUUACAUAGGAUUCAAAUACUCUUUGAGCGUUGAAUAGCUUCUUUCUAGAGCACCUUGAGUUUGUGGGUGAUAAGGUGAAGAUCAAAUUUGUUUUAUUUUAAGGAAUUCGCAUGUUUUCUUAAAUAAUUCUGCAGUGAAGUUAGUGCCUUGAUCCGUCAAGAUCAUCCUAGGUAUACCGAAUAGUGAUAUAAAAUGAACAAGGCAUUCGAAGGUGUCUUCGGAUGUGGCGUUAGCAAUGGGAUACGAGAAGGAGAAAUUAGUGAGGUCGUCUUGCAUGGUAAGGAUGCAUUUAAGAGAUUGAAGACCAGCCAGAGGGCCAACUAGAUCCAUAUCAAUACGCUCAAAAGUUCUUGUAGAAGUAGUCGUUAUUUGCAUGCGCAAUCCGUCUGUCUAAGGGCUUUAUUACUUUGACACAGUUAACAAUUCUUUAUAUAGGAUUCCACAUCUGAAACAUGUUUUUCCAAUAGUAUUUUUCUUUUAUUCUAUUCAACAUGCAUGCAGUUCCGAGAUGACCUGCUAUGGGUAAAUCGUCGGCAUUGCUAUUUAUUUUAGCCUUGUACUCAAUUUUGUAAUCAAAUUCUUCUAACUUAAGUCGCCACCUGACUAACCGGGAGCCAGGGUCUUUGCAAUUAAAAAGCCAUUUCAGAGGUCUAUGGUCAGUGACAAUAGUAAAUCUGUGUCCGUAUAAAUAUGGUCUAAAAGUUUUUGUUCCAAAGGCAUUCUUUUUCUGUUGUUGAGUAAUUUACUUCUGCUUUAUUCAGUGUUCUAGAGGAACAGGCAAUAGGUUGAUCUUUACCUAUUUCGUCCUGGGAUAGUAUUGCAGAUAUAGCAUAAUUGGACGCGUCGCAUGUUUUCGGUUGUUGUCGGAUUCGUGAAGUCUGGGUAAAUCAGGAUAGGAGCGGAAAUAGAUUUAUUUUUUAAAUCAUCAAAGGCUGUUUGUUGUUCUAGUGACCAAUAUAAUAAAACAUCUUUCUUCAGCAGAAUAGUUAAUGGUUUAGUAAUUUUUAAGAAAUUCGCACUUAUCCGGUUGUAGUUUUAAAUUAUGUUCACGUUAUUUAUGAAAGAUCUUAGACAGUUUAUCACAGUGAGAAUUGAGGUCGUGUGAAUAAAUGACGAUAUCGUCUAAAUAGACAUAGCAAUGAAUACCCUCUAAUCCUGCUAACGCAGUAUCCAUAAGCCGUUGGAAAGUUGCAGUGGCAUUCUUUAGCCCGAAUGGCAUACGUUGAAAUUCGAAGUGGCCUUGAGGGACAGUGAAAGCUGUUUUAGGAGUAUCUUUUUAUGUAAUGAAUAUUUGGUAAAAACCAGAACAAAGGUCAAGUGUAGUGACGUAUUUACUCUGUCCUAGUGGAUCUAGGAUCUCAUUUAUCUGUGGGAUUGGGUAGCGUUCGCCUACCGUUAUGUCAUUGAGUUUGCGAUAGUCUAUCACGAUGUGCCAUUUUGUCUUCCCUGAGUCUAAUUUCUUUGGUACGAUCCAAAUUGAGAAUGACUAGGGUGAAGUUGACGGUUUGAUGAUGUCUUGAGAGAGCAUUUAAGAAAUCUGUUCGUCCACUCCAUUUUUUAUGGAUCUCCGGGAAGCGGUAAGAUUUCACAUUUAUUGGCUCAGCGUGGUAUUUCGUGCUUAAGGAAGUCAGUGGUUGUCAAUUUGUCACCUGGUAAAUGAAAAAUGUCGAAUUAUUGUGAACAAAUAUCGGUUAAGUAGUUUUUCUCUUCAUCGUUUAAGUGGUCGGUUCUUAAUCGGUUUAGUACUUCUUUCCUACGGGAAAUUGAUGAUAUAGUGGAAAUGAUCUUAGGGUCUACUUGGAAGGAAUUGGCAUGGAGGGGUUGAAUUCUAACUUUGCUAUCAGAAUCUAACGUUAUUAGCUCUUCUGGUGUAUUUACCACAGAUAUAUUAACUCGAUUAUUAUUCUUUACAGAAACAAUACAAUUGGCUAUUAAAAGAGAAUCUAAAAGGUGUCUGAACUUCCAGAUUUUUAGGAUAUCAGAACUGUAAUCUAUAAUGCCAUCUAAUUCAUUGAGAAAAUCGGUACCUAUUAUCCCAUCAUAACCUAAGUCUAUUUCUAUUACAACGUGAAAUCGAUAAGCGAGUUCUGUGUCAAUGCCUACAAAUAAUUGAAGUUGAAAAUGGCCGGUACGGUUUCGUUGUUAGAAUUUAUUCCCUUGAGUUGGAUUAUAUCAUUUACAAGAAUUGGCAUGGACGUGAUCGAGUUUUUUUAAUCAAACUUACGCAGGAACCUGUAUCGACGAGAAAUAUAAGCGGUUGUGGAUUGACCUGGUUAUUGAGAUUAACAUGAUAUAAGUAUCUUUUCCGUGAAUUUGUGGUUACCUCAUAGACUGGAUAAUCUCUUUCUUUGCAUUCUUUCCUCUGAAAUUUCCUGGUUAGUGGCUUCAUUAAGGCUUUGUGGGUUUUUCAUCGUAACAAAGAGAUUCUAGGGGUAAGGCCCAUUAUGAAACAGUGUAUCCCCAAUUCUUCCAUAGCGGAUAUUUUAUCAGACAGUUCCACUUUUUUCUUAUUAGCUAGUGUGAUUUCGGUUAAUAAUUUAUAGAGGCUAGAUUCUACUCUCAAGGAGUACUGGCUAACCGAUUCGUUAGGGAGUUGUUGACUCUCUUGUAGAUCUAACAAUAAAUGUGCCAAAUGUUUGCGCUCUCCAAACUGGGAUUGUAGAAAUUGACUCAGUUGUUCCCAGCUUUCAAGUCCUUAAUGGACGCGGCGGUUUCGGCUUUGUUUUCGAGUUGACAUAGUAUAUAAUUUAACAAAAGAUGCUUUUGACUUAAAAGUAGUAUCGCAUUUAUUAUAAAUGAACAUAACUUAUCACGGAAUCCAUCAAAAGGUUUUAUAAACUUCAGCAACACACUUGUCUCUAGUUUUUCUGGAAUCUUUUUUUGUGGAAAUUUCAACGAAGUUUAAAUAGGAUGGAAUAAGUUAAAUUGUCGAAUUAGAGUACGUUGUUAUUAUGUAACUAAUACAGUUUUAUCUUAUUAUAAACAAUGGCGAGACUGGAACAUUCUUUCGACGCGACUCGAGACAUAUAACAGUAAUAUAGUUAUUACAAUUAAGUCACUUACAGGCUCAGGAACACAGUGACAAUGCUACGAUUUUAUACAUAUUUUGGCCAAUAGCCGUUUCACUUAAAUAGACUUUCACUUUUGCACUUUUGGGUAUAGCACUAUAUGACUUGUCACAGUGAAUUUUACACUUUCGAAUUUAAAUCUUUCGGAACUUUGGCUUUUCGCGGAUACUUCUACUUGGAGGGUAAGCGAGGUUUAUAAAAAUGCCACCGCUGCCACCAAUUUGUUACGCGGAAAUUGCUUGGAAUCUUUAAAAAAAAAGAUUAUAAUGGUUUCCACAUAAGCAUAUUAACUUAGAUUAUAAUUCACAGUAAAUAGAAUAAAAUAAGAGCACGUCUGCUCGGAUUAGAGUUAGGAGAACGACUGGUCUGAUGGGUAUGUAAGGUUGUGAUGCAUGGGAAGAAAUGAUGACGAGGAUAUAGCACAGGAUAUGUCAGCAAUAUAGGAUGCAUGCGAGGAGUUGUAACAGUUAGAAUAGUUUAGUUUAGGUCAAAUAAAGUGUAUUGUUUGAUUUAGAAUGAAAUUGGUGUUAAAUAAGCAGUGGUUGAACUGAGCUAAAAGGCGUAAAAGUUUGGAUAUGACGGUGUAGAAUAGGCAGAGAUCUUACUGAAAUUAUAUCAGGUUUGAGUAAAUUGUACAAAUUUUAUUAUGGUGAAAAGUUGGAGAGGUUUAAGUUAGAUGACUAGUGGUUAAACUAAGCUAAAAGCGUAUAAGUUAAUGUAUAGAAAUGACUGUAUAAUAGGCAGAGUAAUUGAGUUAAAUCGUGAUAUGUUUAAGUAUAUUAUAGUGAUGAAAAGGAGUGGUUUAAGUUAUGUCACUAGUGGUUAACCUAAGCUUAAAAGAGUAAAAGUUUUGGUGGUUAUAAUUAUAUAAAAAUACAAUAAAAAACACAGCUUCCAACCAUGUUCGUAUAAACGCGAUUAACUCAAAAAAUUUCGAACGGAUUUUCAUGUAUAAGCGUCAUUCUUAAGGUUUUACUAUAUAAUUAAGUAUGGUUUUGUGUAAAUUUACUGAAAUGUUAGGUCGUAAAUUCACAUGUGUGAAUGGAUAUUUCUGUAAAUAAUUUGUUUGUAAAUACAUAUU